GUGAACCAAGAGUAAUUACUCCCGGACCGGAUUCUUCGAAGUCAGUUUACACAGUUCAACUCCUUACAAUAUUCCCUGCUCCCAGGUAGACCUCAAUCCAGAACUGUUCUUAAACAUCGAGAGAUGGGCGUCAAUUAAUUGAUAGUUCCAUACCAGCUGGUCAUAAAGUUACAUUCACUUGUAAACAUUUGGAAUCUAUGAAGUGUGCUUAUAUCCUUGCAGACUAAACCAGUAGUGUAUCAGGAAGUGCACUUAUGAAAUACAAAGAACAUAUCCACAUAGAUACUGAAGAUUGAAAAAGAGUUGCAGCGGUAUACUCAGUUGCUUUCAGAGAGCGGUAGUUUGAAUAAUUGAGAUGGCCUGUACAAAGACUAAACGUCGUGCUCGUAAUCGCACUCAGCGAUUCACUUCCAAUGUCUUCUCUAUGUUCAAUGAAGCUCAAAUCAGCGAAUUCAAGGAAGCAUUCCUAAUGAUUGAUUCCACCAAAGAUGGCGUGAUCGACAAGCAUGACCUGGAGGAUAUUUUCAUUUCAUUGGGGAAAUCACCAAACGAUGAUUAUUUGAAUGACAUGCUUUCUCAGGCACCUGGUCAGAUUAACUUCACAAUGUUCUUAACAUUAUUUGGUGAAAAGAUGAUGGGAUGUGAUCCGGAGGAGACGAUAUUGAACGCGUUUGCUUGUUUCGAUCCUGAAGGGACAGGCGUGAUAAGUGAGAAUCGAUUACGUGAAUUAAUGACAACAAUGGGUGAUCGAUGGUCGAAUGAAAAAGUUGAUGAAUUGUUUCAUGGUGCACCAAUACAUGAUGGAAAUUUCGACUAUAAAGAAUUUACACGAAUGAUAAUGCAUGGACAAGAAGAGGAGGAAGAGGAAGGUAAAGGUAAUGAAUCCUGAACAGCGAUAACAACCCAACAUUCCACUAAUAUAAUCAGAAAAUUGUAUUCCACUCAUUGUUUUUUGCUUCUAAAAUGAAAGAAAACUUCUUAUAUGACAUUUUCAAUGUUAUUUUUAUAUAAUUUAUU
This is a messenger RNA of Trichobilharzia szidati, 1017 nucleotides long. Lineage: Eukaryota; Metazoa; Platyhelminthes; Trematoda; Strigeidida; Schistosomatidae. The record is from the annotation of a GenBank genome assembly.